Odobenus rosmarus divergens (Pacific walrus) is the source of this 1048-nucleotide messenger RNA. RefSeq names its product GS homeobox 1 (gene GSX1). The record is from RefSeq and is a predicted model, not a curated record. Gene Ontology annotation, molecular function: DNA-binding transcription factor activity, RNA polymerase II-specific; sequence-specific double-stranded DNA binding. The coding region runs from base 1 to 1044 and encodes 347 amino acids. NCBI's taxonomy places the organism in Eukaryota, Metazoa, Chordata, Mammalia, Carnivora, Odobenidae. Gene Ontology annotation, cellular component: nucleus. The transcript is spliced from 2 exons. Gene Ontology annotation, biological process: regulation of DNA-templated transcription.
AUGGCAAUAGUCCUAUUUAAGCGGCGCCGCCGGCGCCUUUCAGCACCACUAGCGCUGGCCAGCACCCCGAGCUCUCCGCGCGGCGCCCGCGGCCGCAGCCGCCGCAGCUUCAGCCUCGGCCUCAGUGGCGCCUUUAGCCUCCCGCGAACAGGCAACAGCGCGCGGCCGCGGCCGGGGGAAGGGCGUGGAGAGUCCCGAAGUCCGCGGAGCGCAGAGAGACGGCUGGCGGCGGGGCGACAGCGCACCGGGGCCAUGCCGCGCUCCUUCCUGGUGGACUCGCUGGUGCUGCGCGAGGCAGGCGAGAAGAAGGCCCCGGAGGGCAGCCCGCCGCCGCUCUUUCCCUACGCCGUGCCCCCGCCGCACGCGCUGCACGGCCUCUCGCCCGGCGCCUGCCACGCGCGCAAGGCCGGGCUGCUGUGCGUGUGCCCGCUUUGCGUCACCGCCUCCCAGCUGCACGGGCCCCCUGGGCCGCCCGCGCUGCCUCUGCUCAAGGCAUCCUUCCCGCCCUUCGGCUCGCAGUACUGCCACGCGCCCCUAGGCCGCCAGCACUCGGCCGUGUCGCCCGGGGUCGCUCACGGCCCCGCUGCCGCCGCUGCCGCCGCCGCGCUCUACCAGACCUCCUAUCCGCUGCCCGACCCCAGGCAGUUCCACUGCAUCUCCGUGGACAGCAGCUCCAACCAGCUGCCCAGCAGCAAGAGGAUGCGCACCGCGUUCACCAGCACGCAGCUGCUGGAGCUGGAGCGCGAGUUCGCCUCUAACAUGUACCUGUCCCGCCUGCGCCGCAUUGAGAUCGCCACCUACCUGAAUCUGUCCGAGAAGCAGGUGAAGAUCUGGUUCCAGAACCGCCGGGUGAAGCACAAGAAGGAGGGCAAAGGCAGCAACCACCGCGGCGGCGGCGGGAGCGCGGGCGCGGGCACUGGCGCACCGCAAAGCUGCAAAUGCGCGUCGCUCUCCUCAGCCAAGUGCUCCGAGGAUGACGACGAAUUGCCCAUGUCUCCGUCCUCUUCGGGGAAAGAUGACCGGGAUCUCACGGUCACUCCCUAGGCGC